AGAAGAACAGUUCGGCACACGGAACUCAUUUUGCUCUUAUUUCUCUUUUCCAGCAUCUCUGGAUGUAUGAAAAUAAGUCAGCAGUGAAUGAUUUUGAAGACUCGUGCUGUGUAUUCUUUCAUUCUUGGCACAUUGUUCAGAAGAAUGUCGUCUGUGGUUUCUGGACUCCAGGACAGAAGUGUGAUUUGGGAGACGCAGGAGUUGUUGGCCUUUCUGCACUCCUCCCCGUGGACUCCAGGGGCCGCUGUUGUUACUCUUAAGAGCCCUGACAGCACGAGGAGCCUCUUCCAUUUACCCACCGAGUCUUUCCUGCGUCUGCUGCUGGGUGCAAGAACGGUAGCGCUGCUUCUUUGUGACAGGCUGGGUGUGCAGCGCUGUGCCCUGGUCCAUACGCCACACAGACGAGCAGACAACUCCCGUGUGGAACUCCAUGUGGUGCCCCUCCACGGUCUGGUGGCAGAUUGGAAGCCUCAACUUGCUGUGGAGGAAGAUUUCCAGCUGUAUGACCCUGGAUACAUCAGCUCCAAGAGUGGACCACGCUGGACCGAUUCAGAUCUAGAGGCCGUCAGGACCCGCAUCCGGGCUCAGCUGCCCGCUCCAAAUGCAACUCUGAACUACACCUUCCUGGGCGAUCCCUCUGAUCCUGGGCUAUUCCCGCGGAUCGUGCGUGGAGAGGAGAAGCAGUGGAGGGUUUGGGAAGAUGACGGUCAUGUUGCUUUCCUCACGCCAUUUCCCAACACACCCGGACUCACUGUCCUGGUUCCCCGUAAACCGCUCUCAAGUGACAUAUUCCGACUGGAGAAGAGGGACUACGAGGAGCUGGUGCUGGCGACCAAAAAGGUGUCUCAGCUGCUUGAGGCGGGGCUUGAUGCAUGGGGGGUGGGGCUUAUAUUUGAGGGAUAUGAAAUUGAUUAUGCUCAUGCCAAACUGAUUCCGCUGAUCUCUUCACCUGAUGAAACAAAGAUGAGACUCACCUGUCCUGUGCCGGAGUUUUAUCACAGGUACCCUGGAUAUGUGACAUCAGUUAACGGUCCACCAGCCAGCAAAGAAAGUCUUAGAGAGAUGUGUGCCAAAAUUACCAUACGUUAAACAUUUUCUACAGAUUUCAUCACAGUUGUUAAUGGAAAUGACAGAACUACUUUUUCCAAAACAAAAUGAUUUCAACAUUUGAGGUUUUGUCAAUAAUGUCUCAAUUUUUAGUUGCACUCAUUAUGUUAAUUGUUGAACAUGAUUUAAUGGCUGUUAAAAUGAAGAGAUAUGGUGUUAAUUUAAUGGGUGAAUCAUAUUCACGAUACAAACCAUCAUUAUAUGAACCUCAUAUUUACUAAUGAAUCAACAGAGCAUUGACAUAAGAUGCUAAUAUAUUGUUUUAUAUCUGAUUA
Xyrauchen texanus (razorback sucker) is the source of this 1382-nucleotide messenger RNA. RefSeq lists its product as uncharacterized. The transcript has 2 exons. The coding region runs from base 88 to 1089 and encodes 333 amino acids. The record is from RefSeq and is a predicted model, not a curated record. Gene Ontology annotation, molecular function: catalytic activity. NCBI's taxonomy places the organism in Eukaryota, Metazoa, Chordata, Actinopteri, Cypriniformes, Catostomidae.